UGUCCGGUCUCCUCCGGUUCCACGGCCCGGGUCUCUGACUGACGGCGCCAUGGAAGAGAAGGUGGACUCCUCCACUGCUCCAGACGGCUCGUGCGUGGUGUCGGCACAGGAGACCGAAAAGUGGAUGGAGGAGGCGAUGCGGAUGGCCAAAGAAGCACUUGAAAAUACUGAAGUUCCUGUUGGCUGCCUUAUGGUCUAUAACAAUGAAAUUGUGGGGAAGGGAAGAAAUGAAGUGAAUCAAACAAAAAAUGCUACGCGGCAUGCUGAAAUGGUGGCCAUUGAUCAGGUCCUGGAUUGGUGUCGUCAACACAGUCAUUGUCCUGCUGACGUGUUUGAACACACCGUGCUGUACGUCACCGUGGAGCCGUGUAUCAUGUGUGCAGCUGCUCUCCGCCUCAUGAAAAUCCCGCUGGUCGUCUAUGGCUGUCAGAAUGAACGAUUUGGUGGUUGUGGUUCCGUCCUAAACAUCGCCUCUGCUGACCUACCCAAUACUGGGAGACCAUUUCAGUGCAUCCCCGGAUACCGUGCUGAGGAAGCCGUGGAGCUCCUAAAGACCUUCUACAAACAAGAAAACCCAAAUGCACCAAAAUCAAAAGUUCGGAAAAAGGAUUGUCAGAAAUCCUGACAUUCUGAUGAAAGCCUCGUGCCCUUAGGAGACCUGCAAAGAAUUCUCAACCGAGAGCCUUUGGCAUCGCUGGCCGUGUUUAUAUGUUGUUGUUUCUGUGUGGGAAAACGGUGUCUCUCGUCAUGUCAUUUGCUCUGUUAAGGGAACAAAUGAGCACUUCUUAAAGUCUGACAAAUGUAAACAGCUAUUAGCUCUUCCCAAGCUGAAAGAGUGUUUCCGGAAGGGGAAGAGGAAUCCAGGCUUGAGGUCAGAGAUCAGCCACAGCUCCAGCCCCGUCUUAAUGAAGCUCUUCGUCUUAAUGAAGCUCUUCGUGGGUUGGGGCAAUGGCUGAGUGACAAAGUACUUGCCGUGCAAGCAAGAGGCCUCAGUCCCCAGCACCCAUAAAUGCCUGGGUGGGCUUGGCGGCCUGCCUAUAACCCCAGUGCUUAGAAGGCAGAGUUGGGCUUCCAAGAUCCCAAAGCAAGCUACUAGUUAGGUGAGCCCUUAUCGGUGAGCUCCGUGUUCAGAUGAGAGAUCCCACCUCAGUGAGUGAAGAGUGAUCUUGGAGGACCCCACAAUGCACCCCCAAGCACAAGUACAUACACACUGACAUCACACAUGCACACACAAGAAAGCAAACAAACAAAAGACAAGUCUUCGGAAGAUUGAGCAAGACCCACAGAGAAAGAAGAAGGAAAGAAAGCCUUCGGCUUUUUACUGAGUGUAUUCAGACCCACUUCUGCCCACGACUCCAGCAGAGCAUGGGGACCUGGGCUCGUGCUAGUUUGUAAUAUGACUUUAUAUAUGCAUAUGACCGUGCAUGUUGGAGGUUCGUGUGUGGGUGUGGAAGCAAAGGACAAUCUCAGGUGCCUCAGAUGUAGCCGCCCUCCUCCUCUUCCCGCUGUCUGCCUCUCUCUCUCUCUCUCUCUCUCUCUCUCUCUCUCUCUCUCUCUCUCUCUCUCUUUCAGGAUAGGUUUCUUACUGGCUUGAAAUUUACUACUCAGUUAAUACCCGGCAGGCUGACCAGGAAUGUUCAGGGUUCCACCUGUGUCCUCUAGUGCAGGAGUUACAGGCGUGCACACAACACCCUCCUUUCCCCUCCCUCCUUUCUUCUAAGCAUACGUUUUUGGAGGUUGAACUCCAGUCCUUCUGCCACUAUACUGACAGAUUUUUCUCCAACCCUAGAACUUUUUUUAGAAGUACUUAGAUGAAAUGGAUGCUUUUAAAGGCAGUGCCCAAGGGUCAUGUUUGAAUCCUAGCAUAUUGCUACAAUAAAAUUGUGUUCAUGCCUUCCCUGAAGAGGAGUGGUCUUAACUAGUGGGUGCUAGAGAGGUGGCACAGGGGUGAAGGAUAAACACUGCUCUUUCCGAGGUUACAAGUUCAGUUCCCAGCCCUACACUGGGCAGCUCACAACCUCCUGUAAUUCCAAUACUCUCUUCUGGACUCCACGGGCACACUUACGUGUGCACACAUUUCCACAAUUUACACACAUAAUUAAAAAAAUUUAAAAGCUAAAACUGAAAGUGAAGUCGUUUCUUAUCACAGAGGAACUAUUCUGUUAAGAUCCAUAUCUUCCUGGAACAGAACAAAGAUGUUGUACUCUCCAAACCAAGACCUCGUGUUCUCAGAGACGAGUGAAAAGUGACGUGACUUGCUGGAGAAUGAUAGGUGCGCUGGGCUAAUGGUACACACUGUAACCCCAGUACCUGGGAGGUCGAAGCAAGAUGAUACUUGGAAUAAGAAUGCAGGAAUGAUGGUUAUGGGAUUGAAUUAGAUGAUCCAUUUAAUCCGAAAUGACAAAGCCAUUACUCUUUGAAACACAGCUGAUAAAAUUUAAAUUGAGUGGCUAAAAAUUUGACCUUACAACAAAACCAGGAUCACCGAUGGCCAGGUGCGGCUUUUCUGAGCCUCCCUGGGCGCAGUGCGCGACUCUGCCCAACAGGGGGCCUCGCCGUUCCACCACAGGGCCCGUGCCAGCGCCAGCCACAGUGCCAGCGCGAGCCCUUGAUGCAAAGCGGCUGUGUUUGUUGACUCUGCCAUUUGAGCGCUGUCUCCGACUUGUUUGUUUUGAAUUACAUUACAGGCAGGAAUGUGAUUGUGGCGGUAGUAUUUUUAUAUUGCCGGGGGGGCGGGGGGAGCAGCUAAUCACAGUUACAUGCUUCAGAGGAUUUAUAAUUGCGUGGUUUUGUGCGUGUGUGUUUUUUAACGGCAUUUCAGAAGUUUUAUGGGCAAAGAAUACGCACGAUUUUAAAUUUACAAUAAUGGUCUGUGCACCUUCUCUCCGGUUCUAUCUACUUUAAAAAUUGUCUUCUCAUUAAAUUUUAGUGCCCUGACUAGUGUGUUCCUUUUUGCAGUUGGCCAUAAUUCACUCCGGCUCCUGUGCCUUCCCGCGGGCAGACAUCGUUUAUCAACUUCAUAUCAUUUUCUGAGUAUUACCUGUAGGCAAAGCAACCCGGGAUCUUUCCUCUGUAGAGUACCACCGGGUCUUUCUGGCUAUGGCUUUAUGGUAAGCUUUUAAUGAAGUGAUUAGUUUGAAUUUAGGGAGAAAUUCAUA
Messenger RNA from Chionomys nivalis (European snow vole), 3158 nucleotides. RefSeq names its product adenosine deaminase tRNA specific 2 (gene Adat2). Bases 50 to 625 code for a protein of 191 amino acids. Gene Ontology annotation, molecular function: zinc ion binding; tRNA-specific adenosine-34 deaminase activity. The transcript has 6 exons. Gene Ontology annotation, cellular component: cytoplasm; nucleus. Gene Ontology annotation, biological process: tRNA wobble adenosine to inosine editing. The record is from RefSeq and is a predicted model, not a curated record. Lineage: Eukaryota; Metazoa; Chordata; Mammalia; Rodentia; Cricetidae.